Messenger RNA from Periophthalmus magnuspinnatus, 2555 nucleotides. RefSeq names its product B-cell receptor CD22-like. The record is from RefSeq and is a predicted model, not a curated record. Bases 1 to 2412 code for a protein of 803 amino acids. NCBI's taxonomy places the organism in Eukaryota, Metazoa, Chordata, Actinopteri, Gobiiformes, Gobiidae. The transcript is spliced from 15 exons.
AUGAAGCUGGAGGUUUUUGGAGGAAUGGGAAGUCAACAAAUCAUCAGGCUCAUUCUUCUGAUGACAGUUACAGCUGUUCCCUGCUACUCAAACAGUUAUGCAACAAUAGAAACCCCCUCUCUGGCUGCCUUUGUGGGGACAUGUGUGGAGAUCAAAUGUAAAGUCACUGGAGUAGUACCUGAUGAAGAUGCUCUGUGGUUCUGGAUGAAGAAUGGGACAUGGGAUGGAAGUGAUUACAUUGGCACCAUUGUCUACAAGUCAUUCUGUAACUUUGACUUGUUCAGCCAAAGAAAAGCCGGCCCCAGUCUUUACCUGGUACAGGUCCAACCAAAGGUGGUCCUCCUCUCAGGAACUCAGUGGAGACAUUUGGAAAAAAUUGACUCAGCUCAGACUGAACACAGUGGAGACUAUGUUUGUACUGCUCAAAACCAACAUGGGACAGAAACAUCCAACCCUGUCCAUAUAGAUGUUCAGUAUGCACCUAAUGUAGAGGUGAGAGUGUCUUCACCUCAACCUCCAUAUAAACAAGGCCAGACACUUACACUCAGCUGUAAUGUGAUCCGGAGCAACCCCCCUCCACAUGAUUAUAGAUGGUAUAAAAAUGAGCAGAGAGUGUCCUGGGCUCAGACGUAUGUUAAGACUCUGCAGCCUGAAGACAGUGGCUCUUACACAUGCUCUGCUGAAAACACUGUGUCCUCUGCACAGUCAGGACCUCUACAGAUAGAUGUUCAGUACAAACCAAAAAACACCAACAUUGAGAUUGUUGGUCAAACCAGAGAAGUAGAGGAGGGUCGCUCUGUGACCUUCAAAUGUAACAGUGAUGCCAACCCUCCUCCUCACUCAUACGACUGGCAUAAAGACAGUAAAUAUAUUCAGUACACAGCUGUAAACCGUCUGUUGAAGAAAGUGCAGAGAGCAGACGAGGGCUGCUACAGCUGCAUAGCGACCAACAAACACGGAUCAGGAGCUCGCAGCACAGCCGUGUGUAUACAGGUGUCCUCUCCUCCCACCAGUCUGACUCUGUCCAUGGACUCAGAGGUGACAGAGGGCCAGCGUGUCUCCGUCAUGUGUCAUGUGAACAGUCAUCCAGUGUCCACCCUGACCCUCAGCAGGACCUCACAGGGUUCUUCAGUGGAGCUGCUCAGAGACACUGAGCACAACUCUCUGACCUACUCUGUCACUGUGAGCUCUGCCCAUUCAGGAGAAUACACCUGCUCCGCUCACAACACUGUGGGGUCAGGCAGCACCAAGAGGUCACUCACCGUCAAAUAUGCUCCUCAGAAGGUGAGAGUCCAGGCUGACCCAGGUCUGAGGGUUGAAGAGAACACGACACUGACGUUACACUGCAGGGCUCAGAGCCAUCCUUCUGUGAGCUCAGUGACCUGGAGCAGGGGCCCCGCAUGGCAAGGGCCCCCUGUGCACACGGGGCCCACCUUCAGAGUGAGCUCAGUCAGUGUGAACGACAGUGGCCUCUACAGCUGCACCGCACACAACCAGGUCGGACAAGGAACGUCUCCACCAGCUGAAGUUCAAGUCAUGUUUGGUCCAAAGCAGGCUGUGGUGCUGAGAGCAGAGGAGGAGCAGAGCCCUGAUGGGAGCAGCUCAGUGACUCUGAGCUGCAGCAGCCACAGCUUCCCCCCGGUCAACCUCUACACCUGGUACAGGAGGACGGAGGACGGAGCGCUCAAAGUGUCUGAGCACAUCAACUACACUGUGCUGUCCACACAGCCCGGAGUCUACUACUGCACUGCCAAGAACCAGAUCAGUGAGAGCACGUCUGAGACAGUCAGCCUCUUUCUACAGCGAGACUUUGUGAAGUACAUUUUCCUGGCUCUGGUGCCUCUGCUGAUUAUCUUAUGUGUGUUCAUUGUUUACAGACUCAAAAUAAAGAGGUCAGUUGAAGAGGAAACAACAAAAAAGUCAUGGUGGAGGAGUUGCUCGAGGACAGUGGGUCGAUGGCAUAGCUCCAGAGGCUGUUCAGAGGAUGUCCAUGCAGAGACACCCAGAACGAGAGAUGUCCCACGAUCUGAGCAGAGAGCAGACAUGAUAAACGGUACAUCCUCUGCUAAUGCUCUUUACUCCACUGUGGACCCCCCCAAAGAUAAACGGAGCCGACCUGGCACCAGUGAUCAAAACACAUGUGCAGACUCACUCUUCUACGCCUCUUUGCACUUUAACAAGAAUCCACCGACUAUGCUCCCAAAAGAAAGAGAGGAUGUCGUCUACUCCACUGUACAGAAGCAUGACGAGCAAGUGGGAGAUGUUUAUGAGAACGUUACACAACAGGACAAUAGUUCAAAUGACAGCAGUGAGGAUGAGGUGGAUGUGAGUUACUCCAGGGUGAACUUCAGGAGCAAAGCGCGGAGCAGAGUGACCGCAGCGGAGGAGGAGUACUCUGAGCUAAACUUCUAAACAUACUUAUGAUCAAUUACAAGAAGCUUACAACAUACUGUAAAUUAAACCAGGAUGACUGUAUUCCCCACACUUAAACCUCAAUCCAUCUUCACCGCAGCAGCAGAACCAUCACCUUCCUCAGCCUGUCCUUCUCCUCAUUC